Molecule: messenger RNA, 1665 nt
Organism: Biomphalaria glabrata
Lineage: Eukaryota; Metazoa; Mollusca; Gastropoda; Planorbidae
Product: xaa-Arg dipeptidase-like
Exons: 8
Coding region: 204-1508 (434 amino acids)
Molecular function (GO): dipeptidase activity
Source: RefSeq, a predicted model, not a curated record
CCUGUUUUUCUUUGUAAAGCACUCAAGGUGCUAGACCUCUAGCUUUAUAUACAAGUCUUUAUGUUACAUGAAACACCAGAGAUUCUAUGAGUUAACAUUACGUGAGUACUUGAUUCCUACUUACAACUCAAGAAGCAAUCGUAAUACAAGUGAUGAUCAAGCCCUGACCAUGCUGACCUGCUAAAGGGUAUCUGACAACAGACAUGGACUUACUCAAGUCUGCGGCGUGCCAGGAGAUUGAGAAAUACGAGCAAGAUUUAAUCAGCCUCGGCAAAAAAUUAUGGCGGUUGUCUGAGCCAGGUGGAAAGGAGGUGAAGAGCUGCGAAACUAUCGUCAAUUUCUUGGUCAGUCAUGAGUUUUCAGUGACGAAGCAUUACCGCGGUAUGAGCACUGCCUUCAGAGCAGACUUCGGGGAAAAUGAAAUUGGCGGGAAAAAGAGGCCAAACGUCUGCGUGAUAUGCCGCUUCGACGCUCACCGCAAGCUAGGUCACGUGAACGGAAAUAACCUCCAGGCUCUCACCGCAGUAGGCACCGCCAUAGCCAUUAAAUCGAUCAUCAGAACAUCGUCUGCUGAAAUUGGAAAGGUAUGUGUGCUGGGUUGUCCAAACUCUGCCAAGGGUUGGCUCAUCAAAAUGUUGAACAGGAAAGCCUUCAAGGACAUUGACGUUGUCCUGUCUGCCAUGCCCGGGGAUAGGACAGAGUGGGACCCUGUGUAUGUCGCUUCAAAAACCUACCGUGCUACAUAUUCUGGUUUAGCAGCCGUUGUGAAGGAAGACAGCUUUGCUCCAGCUAAAAACGCAUUGGACGCUGCCGUGCACGCCUACAGCAACAUGCUGGCAAUGAAAGAACACUUUGGUCCUCACUGGGUGGCUGAAGGGGCCAUCACUCGAGGUGGCCAUGUUGGCGGGAAGGAGCCCAAACAAUGUGAGACAGUGAUCAAGAUCAAAGGUCACACUGACCGCGACCUUGCCCUGCUUGAGCGACGGAUCCUUCCAUGCUUUGACGCCGCGGCUCAGUCCAGCGGAUGCGAGCUAGAACUGGUGCUGGGAGACAAGAGUUACCGAAGUAUGAUCAACAACAAGACGCUUGUCUACCUCAUGCAACUUAAUGCCUACUACUGUGGAGUUUUGGCGACGCCCCUGAAAAAGCACCAAGUCAUGCCCUCAGUGGAUUUGGCCAACGUCAGUCACGUGGUUCCGUCUGUCUGUCCAAUCUAUUUCAUCGGAACCGAUGCAGAGGUUGGGACAGCCGAGUUCAAAUCUGCUGCAAACCAUCAUCAAGCUUACUGCUACUCCAUCAGCAUGGCCAAGACCCUAGCCAUGACUGCCGUAGACUUCCUGGAGACGCCCCUGAUCCAAUUCAACUGCAAGAACGACCUGGAGGAGACCCUGAGGAAGGAGAAAGAUGAGACGACAUUCAUGGUGUUUCCGGUCAACCAGGUCACGGUCUACUCCCUACCGAACGCUAUACCAGUGGACUCCAACACUGGCUGGUCUAAACAAGUCUGAGAUGACCUUCACCAUGGCUAGUCCGACAAGAAGAAGAGGAUCGCAGGAAAAAAAAAUGAUUUUAUAAGAUUUAUGUUUGUAUUGUUAUUUAUUAUUUUACACUGAAACAUUAUUACAUAAUUGGAAAAAUAAAAUGGGAAUGUGUAAAGAAAAAAAA